Coturnix japonica (Japanese quail) is the source of this 1220-nucleotide messenger RNA. The record is from RefSeq and is a predicted model, not a curated record. NCBI's taxonomy places the organism in Eukaryota, Metazoa, Chordata, Aves, Galliformes, Phasianidae.
CGACCUGUUGGGAUGCUGAGCUCCAGCUGCUUUGAUACACAGUGCUCCAUUUGGCUGCUGAAUGUGCUGCCCUUGUCACAGAUUCCUGCAGGAUAGAUUCCACAUUAGGUUCUGGGCAAGAUGACCACGCUCACACGACAGGACCUUAAUUUUGGGCAAGUUGUUGCAGAUGUUCUCUCAGAAUUUCUCGAAGUGGCCGUUCAUCUCAUCCUAUAUGUUAGAGAAGUUUACCCUAUUGGGAUCUUUCAGAAGAGGAAAAAAUACAACGUACCCGUCCAGAUGUCCUGCCACCCAGAGCUCAAUCAAUACAUCCAGGACACGUUGCACUGUGUAAAGCCACUGCUUGAGAAGAACGACGUGGAGAAAGUUGUAGUAGUAAUCCUGGAUAAAGAGCACCACCCAGUGGAGAGAUUUGUCUUCGAAAUCACCCAGCCACCUCUCCUUUCCAUUAGUUCAGAGUCCUUGCUGUCCCACGUGGAGCAGUUACUGCGUGCCUUCAUCCUGAAGAUAAGCGUGUGUGAUGCUGUGCUGGACAACAACCCCCCAGGCUGUACCUUCACAGUUCUGGUUCACACACGAGAGGCUGCUACACGCAACAUGGAGAAGAUCCAGGUGAUAAAGGAUUUCCCGUGGAUUCUGGCUGAUGAACAGGAUGUGCACAUGCAUGACCCCCGGCUUAUCCCACUGAAAACUAUGACAUCUGAUAUCUUAAAGAUGCAGCUUUAUGUAGAAGAACGAGCCCACAAAGGCACCUGAUUUCAACUCUUCCUUUUCUUCAAGCCUCAUCUGAUCUUCCAGCGGAGUAAGAUCUCUCACCACUCAUACCUUGAUAGCCCAGUCUCUUCAGCUGGCCUUCUGGAUGAAUGUAGAGCAGCUGCUGCCUCUUUAUUUCAAGUGCUCUUACCGGUGUAUAUAGAACUGACUUGGAAUGUGGAGCCAGAGCCUGUUCCCGUGUACACUCAUGUGUGAGAGUGAGUAGAGGUUUCAUUACAGAGAAUCCCUGGGGGUAGGAUACAGCUGACUGCAGUCGGCUCUUCGUACAAAUCCAGUUCUUGCCUUAAACAGGACAUCUCCAUUGCACACUGGUAGUGCUGACCAGGGAUCUGCUGUAUGCUCCACUAGAGCAAUGGUCUUAUACCAUGCGCGAGUGAGGCCUUAUGUAGCAUCUGUCCACUGUGACUGUCCCAAGUAGUCUUCAAUAAAUAUCAAGUUUUACUCCA